AUGGCCGAACUCGAGUUCCCACCCAUCUAUCUCCUUGCAGCUCACAUGGAUCCAGACGAGGUCCUCGAGCUUGAACGCCAGAUGCCAAGUUUGACCCCGGAUAUCAGCAGAGCUGAGGUGGUCGUCGGCAAGAUCACCAAGAAAGAACGGGCCGUCUUUGAACUCAGGCGCCGCAAAAUCAACACCACGGAGCUCCUUCAAGUUACCACUGACGAAUCGCAACCAUCUCCAAAACGUAGGAAGCUGUCUGCAUCACGCUUAGCUUCAGGUGAUGAUAGGUCGAGCACUGCUUCCGGAAGCGACGAUGUUGGGGUGACCAGUCCCAAAGUCAGGCGCCAGUGUGAUGAGCCGCCCCUAUCCUCUAAAGACGCAGGGGGAAUUAUCAAGGUCGUCAAUCUGGUCUGGUUCACCAACUCUUUGUCAAAAGGCGUAGUACUACCUACCGACAACUACCUAGUAUAUCAGGGUCGCAAAGAGCCUCAAGCGACACUCAAAGAGCACUUUCCGAAAGCUGUGGAUAUUCUUAGACGCGCUAAAAACGAGGAAGAGAAGGCUCCGGGAUCGCAUGGCCAAUUGGCCUCUAGUAGCCAUAAUGUUGACGUGAAACGUCCGAGGACUCCAGCUCCGGCUAAGCGGCCAGCUUUCCUCAAGGAGACAACCUCUGAGCACGACUUAGAUCUUGAUCUACCAUCUAUUCCCGCAUAUCUACAUACGACGUACUCCUGUGAACGGCCGACCCCUUUUGAUUCUCAAAAUGAGGUUUUCAUUGAGGAGCUCAAGAAGAUUCGAACGACUCGGUCUCUUACGGGCGACAAGGUUGGCGUUCGUGCGUAUUCCACCAGCAUUGCAGCUUUGGCAGCCUAUCCGCACCCACUACAUCGAGCCUUAGAAGUAUCAAGGCUGCCCGGUUGCGGGCCAAAGAUUGCCGACCUCUUUGAAGAAUGGAAAAGUACAGGUCACAUUCAGGAAGUGGAAAAUGCUGCUAUUGACCCGCACAUCACCGUUCUCAAACUGUUCUAUGAUAUCUGGGGUGUGGCCGAAACGACAGCUCGCGAUUUCUAUAACCGGGGGUGGAGAGAACUAGAUGACAUUGUCGAGUUUGGGUGGAGCCAUCUGACCCGGGUUCAGCAGAUCGGAGUCAAGUACUAUGACGAGUUCCUGGCCACCAUUCCUCGAGCAGAGGUCGAGAGCAUUGCCAACACGGUGCUGGCGCAGGCCAACGGAAGACGUCGAGGUUUUCACAUGGUCAUCGUUGGCGGCUACAGACGAGGCAAACAGGAAAGCGGAGAUGUGGAUGUCGUCCUCAGUCAUCCAGACCCAGAUGCGACCCAUCGCUUCAUUGAAGACCUCGUCACCGGCCUUGAGGAGGACGGUUUCAUUACGCACACCUUGAUACUGAGUACCAAAAACUCAGAGCGCGGCCAGGCACCUCUGCCCUGGAAGGGGGAGGACAGGAACGCAGGGUCCGGCUUUGAUACUCUGGAUAAGGCCCUGGUAGUCUGGCAGGAUCCUGUGUGGGACAAGUCGGCACAUGCGAAGAACCCACACCCUCACCGGCGUGUGGAUGUCAUCAUCAGCCCUUGGAAGACGGCAGGAUGCGCGAUCAUCGGAUGGUCGGGGGGUACAACCUUCCAGAGGGAUCUUAGGAGGUACUGUAAGGCUAAGAGGUCGCUCAAGUUCGACAGUAGUGGGAUUCGCAGCCGCACCACUGGGCAAUGGGUUGACCUGGAGAGCGACGGUGGACAGCCGGCACCUGACCUGCUCACAGCGGAAAAGAGGGUGUUUGAAGGGCUGGGCCUCGAAUGGCGAGAACCAACAGAGAGGUGCACUGGCUAA
Neoarthrinium moseri is the source of this 1836-nucleotide messenger RNA. RefSeq lists its product as uncharacterized. The coding region runs from base 1 to 1836 and encodes 611 amino acids. The record is from RefSeq and is a predicted model, not a curated record. Gene Ontology annotation, biological process: double-strand break repair via nonhomologous end joining. Gene Ontology annotation, cellular component: nucleus. Gene Ontology annotation, molecular function: DNA binding; DNA-directed DNA polymerase activity. The transcript is spliced from 2 exons. Lineage: Eukaryota; Fungi; Ascomycota; Sordariomycetes; Amphisphaeriales; Apiosporaceae.